AAACAGACGACACGAACAGCAUGUAAAAAAAUGAGUUGACAGGCAUCAGUGAACUGAUUGCCAGGGACAUAGUGCACAGUAGUUACUGACAAAAUGAAGUUGUCAGUGAUUGUCGGAGUUGGGGUAGCUGUGGGGGCAGUGUUGUUUCACUUCUCCCUGCUGAGACUGGCUGUUAUCACAGCACUCUACCUGACAGUAUGUGCCCUGGGUGUGUGGUGGGGGAUGUCAUGGACCUUGGUCAGGGGCAAGACUUACUGCCCACCUCCUGCCGUUAAAGAUGUAAGUGCGGUGAACAAGCUGCUCAAGAGUUUGAUGGAGUCCAAGGCCAAUGCCAUUCCUGACCAGAGGAAGGUUGUGAUUUCCAGAAGCAUGGACCUGGCUAUCCAGGAAGUCUUGGACCUGAUCCAAAGAGACUUUAUCCUCAGCUGGUAUUCAGAGCUCGGCAAGGAUGAAAAAAACUUCACUACUCUGAUACAGAAUGAAACAUGGUUGGUGAUAGAGGAAUUAAGUAAGCGUCUGUCCAACAUUGACUGGGUGAAGUUCAUCACUCAGUCUGUCGUCUCUACUCUGUACACUCACUUCAGAGAUAUCAGAUUUGCUGCCAGACGAACGAAAGAAGUAGAAAGUCAGCCCAAGUUCAUUCUCCAUCCCUGUAUGGAGAGUGAAGACAGCCAGACAGAGUUUGUGAGAAAGAUCUGUGAUGUUCUGUUGGUGAUUCUUCUGCCCACUCGCUACUCUACCCUACCUAGUGCCAGACAUCUUCUGCGUGAAAUCCUCACAUUGUCAGUGUUUCAGCCAACCAUAUCUUUGGUUUGUGACCCAGACUACAUAAACCAGAAGCUCUUGGAUUAUCUGGAAUACAGGGAGAAGUUAUCUGAGGACACACGAAAGACUUAUACCUAUGCUGCUACAUACGAGGACUUCAUGAAAAUGAUAGAGAAAUGUGAAGACAUAGAGCAUCUCAAGCAAAUCAGAUUUAACAUUAUCACAGAAAUCAUGCAAGCCACAACAAUCAGCAACCUGAAAAGAGCUAAAGGAAUAGAUACAGGUAAGGCUACCUCUCCGAAGGGUACAGCUAAAGGUGAUCUUCUAAAAGCCAGGAAUCUGAAGCGGUACAUCAAUCAGCUGACUGUGGCAAAGAGUCGCUGUGAGAAGCUGAUCCACUCUCUGGGGGGUCCAGAUUACAAGUACUACACAGAGAAUGCUGAUGUGGAGGGGGUCUUCCCUGGCCAGAAGGUCCAGUCUUUCUCAGUUAUAAUGGAGACACCAGCAGCCAGAGAGAGCUUUCUCAAGUACCUGAGGAAAGAUGACAGUGAACCACUUUUAAGAUUUUGGAUUGGAGUGGAGAACCUCAAGGCUGCAGAUAAGAAAACUCGCCACCAGCUUGCCAAUGAUCUUUACCAGAGGUUCAUAGCUGGUCCGACCAGCACUGUGAAGAAUGACAUCAAAGCUAACCUGAAGGCCAUGGAGGCUUUCCUGCUGGGCAAUGGGGGUCCUGAUGCGUUUUACCUGGCCCAAGCUCAGGUAUACCAUAUUCUUGAGGAGAAGUUUUACGCAUCAUUUAUUGUGAGUGACAUCUACCACCGUUACAUCUCCACUGUGGAGGAGGACACCUGGGAUUCUGACACCACCUCAAAUAAAGAUGAGCUGAGUGCUGACUUACACCAAGGAGAAGGAGAGCUGUCUGACGAUGCGACGGCCAUUGUCUCUCAGUCGUUCCAUGCCCAGCAGCUGUUAGAACAGCUCAGCGAGAAAAUCUCUAACAAGAUGCAUGCUCUCCAGGCCCUCAAGUCCUCACAGAAGGCCGAUGACAAGAUUUUGAAACUACGAGAAGACAUGGAAAGAGAGUUGGAGAACUUGAAGCUGGAGAGACGUCAGUUAGAGUUUCAUAUAGAGAGAACUGAUGUGUGGUGUGAGAACGUGGGACAGUGGAGGGCUACUAUACACACAGCAGAGAUUGUUCAGGAGGGUGAUAAGGUGAUCCCUUAUUUCACUCUCCUGGUACACUUGCCAGGAGACGCUGUACCACCAACACAGAACACACGACCUGCCAGUCAUGGAUGGGUAGUCUCCCAUAGCCUCAGCGACUUCCACAACUUACAUGUCAAACUCAUGCAGAUUGGCAGUUGGUUAAGGAAGCGAGAACUGCCCACUGUGAACUGGUUCAGGUCUGUGGACUCGGCUUUCCUGGAGAAAGCUAAGGCAGCAAUACAGGACUUCCUGGUGGCUGUACUGAAGGAUGACAGAAUGGUACAGAGUGAGGCAUUGUAUGCCUUCCUCACCCCUACCCCAGAGUACUUAAAACAAGCUCUACCUGAGAAAAAAAGCAAGUUCUUCCUGGCCAACCUCUUCAAAAGCACAUCUACGGCACGGGACACUGAAGGUGAUGGUUAUGGGGAUUUAAUGUUUGCUGGAGAUGACAGUUCAAAAGAAGACCGCUCCAAGGAUUCCAUAGCAGAACCAUUAUACGGGCUGAUCAGGGAGGUGUUUGAACUGAGCGGCAUGUUCAAGUGGCUGAGGAAAAGCUUCAUUGUCUUUGUGGAGGUAACAUUUGGACGAUCCAUUAACAGACAGCUAAGGGAGACUGUGGACUGGAUUCUGUCUGAGUCCAUGCUCAUCUAUUACAUGCGCUUGUUCCGGGAGUCUAUGUGGCCAGAGGGAGAGUUAGUGGGCCCCUUACCUGCCCGGACUGAUGAGGAGAAGCUACAGACACGCCUACAGUCCAAACAGAAACUACUCAACAGUAUUCCAGAUGCCGUGAAAAGUUUGGUAGGCGACACAAAUGCCAGACAAGGGACCAUCAAGAUGUUUGAAGUUUUACAGGACUCCAGGCUAAACAAGCAUCUAGUCUAUAUAUUACUGCAGCAGUUCUUGGAGGAGCUGUGUCCGGAGUUGACUCAAAACCAAGGGGAGACAACUCAGCAGGCAGACAGUGUAGCUGCCUCAUGACUGUAAUAGAUCGCUGGUAGAUAUUAAGUACUCUAGGGCAGAGCGUAUGGAUAUGGGUACAUUACAGUAUGUCAUUCCAAUGAAUGCUUAUUAUCAUUCAGAAAGUGUGUAUAUUUUACACACAUUUGUGAGGACAUGAUCAAGAUAAAAUGUGGAAAUUCUUAAUUUUUUUUUUUGCUGUGAUUUAUAUCACUUGCUGAGUUAGCAUACAAUCAUUAACUUGAUUUACCUGUUUGAAAUUUACAUUGAUGAUAUUCCAGGAUAUUUAUUUUCCUUCACUUGUACUGUAGAAUAGUCUAAAUUUGACAGCGCUGUCUUGUAAAUAAUAAUAAUGAAGAAGAAAACAAGAUGGAUCCCAUUAUCUCAUCAAAUACAUUUACCAUGAAAAACAAUGUCUGCAGUAGUGCAAUUGAUACCAUUUAUUUCAUUGGUCAGGCAUUGUUGGACUUGCAUAUUUAUAAUAUUUGUCAAGAAACUUUCAUUGAUUAUAAAUGUGAAUAGCAUGCUUUCAAGUUCAUAGUUUGAACAUCAGCCUAGUCAAUCAAGUAAUGAGAUUUGUGAAAGAUGCUUGUGUGUUUAUGGUCACAUUUCCAGUAUGUGUAUUGCGUUUUUAGAGAAUUAAUUAUAUCUAUAUUUGGUCAUUCAUACAGUAUUUCAGGGUAUCACAUCAGAUAUAUCUAAGCAAUGGCUUACUGCACUAUUUACAUGCGCUCAAGAAAUCCAGUCAUUUAUGUACACGCAUUAAUUUGAAGUAAUUUAGAUCAAGCUUAUAAUUAGUUUAUUAUCUAUUGCAUAUCUUAGCACAGUAUGGCUGAUAUACUGCCAGUGUGGCACUAAACCCUACCAGUCAUUCAUUCCACUGCAUAUCGUCAGAGCAAGGUGGGUUUCAUCAGUGGGUACAAAUGAAUUUUCUUCUAAAGAAUGCAAUCAAAUUUUUAAGGCAUAUACAGUAGGUUCAGUGCUGAACAGUGUCCCAGUACUUAAUAGUGUCCCAAUACUUAAUAGUGCAUGCAUGUGUACAUUAUCAACCAGGCCACAUAUUCUCUGUAGCAUGCCGUCAGCUCACUAGCAGCACACUUGUAGCAGGAUUAUGACGUGGCCACAUCUUCUCUUUAGCAUGCCGUCAGCUCACCAGUAGCACACUUGUAGUAGGAUUACAACAUGGUAGCAUGUCAUCAGCUCACCAGUAGCAGGAUUACAACAUGGCCACAGGUUCUCUGUAGCGUGCCGUCAGCUCACCAAUUAGCACGAUUGUAGCAGGAUUACGGCAUGGCCACAGGUUCUCUGUAGCGUGCUGUCAGCUCACCGGUAGCACACUUGUUGCAGGAUUACAACAUGGCCACAGGUUCUCUGUAGCAUGCCGUCAGCUCACCAAUUAGCACACUUGUAGCAGGAUUACGACAUGGCCACAGGUUCUCUGUAGCAUGCUGUCAGCUCACCAGCAGCACACUUGUAGUGGGAUUACGACAUAACCACAGGUUCUCCGUAGCAUGCCAUGAGCUCACCACUAGUACACUUGUAGCAGGAUUACAUGGCAACAGGUUCUGCGUAAGCUCACCACUAGCACACUUAUAGCAGGAUUAUGAUAUGGCCACAGGUUUUCUGUAGCUUGCCAUAAGCUCACCAUUAGCACAAUUGUAGCAAGAUUAAGUUUGUUUACCAUUUCUCAGCUGAGAAUUUGGAGUCACCAUGAAAAUGGUGGAUAACAAAGUAAAACAUUUCCAUUGUUCAAGAUUCUUUCCACUGUAAGGCUAGUGGCUAGCUGCUGGUUUGCUUUGGGGGAAUCUUCUAGUCUGGCUUGUACCAUUUAUCAUUUGUGUAUUCAUUUCUGAUCUCAAUUUUUCAAUUUAUGCACUAUAUAUAU
Messenger RNA from Liolophura sinensis, 4813 nucleotides. Its product is annotated as sorting nexin-25-like. Gene Ontology annotation, cellular component: intracellular membrane-bounded organelle. The record is from RefSeq and is a predicted model, not a curated record. The transcript is spliced from 23 exons. Gene Ontology annotation, molecular function: phosphatidylinositol binding. The coding region runs from base 94 to 2949 and encodes 951 amino acids. Lineage: Eukaryota; Metazoa; Mollusca; Polyplacophora; Chitonida; Chitonidae.